AUGCCUCCAAAGUUGCCGCCCUUGCGCUUCGUGCGUUCAGUUCUCAACUCGUUCGCCAAAGACUCUGGUCUUGAGCCGAGAUUACUCGGUAACAAUUUCCGGGUCACCGGCGCUUCGGUGGGCAAGGUCGACUUUGAGCUGGCCAUCCAGAAGGAGCACACGAACCGUCUCUCUACAAUUCACGGCGGCACCCUUGCCAGUCUCGUUGACCUCGGCGGUUCGCUCGCCGUGGCCUCCAAGGGCCGCUUCAUGACCGGCGUGUCAACUGACAUUAAUGUCACAUACCUGAAUCCGGGAGGGAAACCGGGCGACAUCAUGACGGGCACUGCCAUCUGUGACAAGAUGGGAAGAACCCUGGCGUACACCACGGUCACUUUCUUCAACAAGAAGGGAGAGCUAGCCGCGCGAGGCAGCCACACCAAGUACAUCGCAAAGACGUGGGAAACGGAGGACUUUGUCGCGCCGGACGAGUACGUUGCCGAAGAGGAAAAGUAG
Molecule: messenger RNA, 495 nt
Organism: Colletotrichum graminicola M1.001
Lineage: Eukaryota; Fungi; Ascomycota; Sordariomycetes; Glomerellales; Glomerellaceae
Product: thioesterase superfamily protein
Exons: 8
Coding region: 1-495 (164 amino acids)
Molecular function (GO): fatty acyl-CoA hydrolase activity
Source: RefSeq, a predicted model, not a curated record